This is a messenger RNA of Anoplopoma fimbria (sablefish), 3090 nucleotides long. RefSeq names its product 7-methylguanosine phosphate-specific 5'-nucleotidase-like. Lineage: Eukaryota; Metazoa; Chordata; Actinopteri; Perciformes; Anoplopomatidae. Gene Ontology annotation, molecular function: magnesium ion binding; 5'-nucleotidase activity. The transcript is spliced from 10 exons. The record is from RefSeq and is a predicted model, not a curated record. Bases 146 to 1099 code for a protein of 317 amino acids. Gene Ontology annotation, cellular component: cytoplasm.
AGGCUGUAGGUGGGACAAACACCGAACGUAAACAAAUCUUUCAAACCACAAGUCGACUGUAAAUUGUUCAUCUUAUUUGUUGUUUAACAUUAUGUAUUUUUAAUAGUUGUUCAGCAGUUAACACACGUCGGUUCUCCGUUUGAAAAUGAUAUACCAUGUUCCCUGGAUCUACACACCAGUGCGAACUGUCCUGGCAAUCUGGCACCAGCUGACCAAGACCGAGAUCCCAGAGCUGGCCAAAUGCUCAGUGCUGAUGAGGGAGCGCAGCAGAGUGGAGGAGACGAUCCACGCCAUGCAGCGAGCAGGUGCAGGCAGCCUGCAGGUAAUCUCAGACUUUGAUAUGACACUGACCAGAUUUGCCCACAAUGGAAAGAGAGUUCCCACCACUCACAACAUCCUGGAUAACCGGUUGUUGAUUGAUGAAGAUUGCACUAAAAAGAUGAGGGAGCUGUUGAACACAUACUAUCCCAUAGAGAUUGAUGCUAGCAGGACUGAUGAAGAAAAGCUGCCCCUCAUGGUGGAGUGGUGGACUAAAGUCCAUGAGCUGCUGAUUCAGCAGAGGAUCAGGAAGGACAUGCUGGCCCAGGCUGUCAAGGACUCCAGCGCUAUGCUCAGGGACGGCUACAAAUUGUUUUUCGACCGUCUGACGGAGCAGCAGGUCCCUCUGUUGAUCUUCUCGGCUGGUGUUGGUGACGUCCUGGAGGAGGUGAUCCGACAGAACCAGGUCUUCUAUCCCAAUGUCCACAUCAUCUCCAACUACAUGGACUUUGACCAAACUGGGGUCCUGCAAGCCUUCAAAGGCCAACUGAUCCACACCUUCAACAAGAGGGACGGUGCUUUGUCACGUGCGGCUGGCCUCAGAGAACUGCAGGGCCGACCCAACGUGCUGCUGCUGGGAGACUCUUUAGGAGACCUGACCAUGGCCGACGGCGUGUCUGAGCACGAGAACAUCCUCACCAUCGGCUUCCUCAACGACAAGGUGGAAGAGAGAAAAGAGUCGUACAUCAACUCGUUUGACAUAGUACUGGUGCAAGACGAGACGAUGGACGUGGCAAACGCCAUCCUCAGAUACAUUACCUCAUCAAGGCACAGCAAGUAAGAAGCAGAUGCAAGAGCUUUAUGACAACAUACACACAGAUGGGCUUGUUCACCAUGUUGUAUGCUGAACAAUCACACAUCAUCACUUACCUCAAACCAGAACUUAAAACUGGACUUUUGUUGUUGUUGUUAUCACACUCAGUGUUUUGACUGUGAAUCAAAUUGUAACCCGCUCUACCAAAGUCAAAAGGUUUAAAAGAUCUUAAUUAGGUUCAUAUUUUUCAACUUAGUCUAGAGGAAUCUGUGAUUUAUGCCGUUAUUUAUAACUUUACAGACUGUACAGUACAGUACCAGCAGCCCACCCUCUAAAAAACAAUCAGCAUCCUCCUAAAUACGUCAGUAUAAACAAUUACAGGGUGUAUUUCUAAAUGUCAGUCCUCUCUUCAGCCCAUAAACCCUUUAAAAUGUUUACAUUGUUGUUUUACAGAAUGAGGAUUAUUUUAAAUAUUUUUUACAUUAAACUUGUGUACGAGCAAAGACGUAACACAUUUUGUAAAUGUCUCUUCAUCUGGCAAAUCUUCUCCUUUUAUAUUGACUCUGUUCAGGUCUGUUUUGUGUGUACUUUAUAUUACAUCUGCAUACACUGCAAGUACCUUUUGCUCAAGUCUACACAUACUGUGCACACAGAUCAUCCGUUUACUUGCAGGGUAUAACUAACUUGACAGUGCUGUCAGUCUUAAAGCUUUUGUAAUAGUUAUCUAUUUAUUUUAUUCUGAGUUAUUCUAACCAUGUAACUUGUUACUGCCAGCAUCAAACACAAUGCUACAGUAUUCCCAAGAAUAGAACAUACAAUCUGGGAUGUGUGUGUUUAAUGAGUGUUUGGUCUUUUAACUGAAAAAUUGUUGGUGCUGGACAUUAGGACCUAACAUUGAGUUAGUUUCCCUUUACUCUAGGUGUUUUUGAAGAAAAGAUGGAUAUGGACUUACUUGUAAGUGUGCUGUUCUCAUCUUAAGAUAUAGUUCACGUUUCUAAAUCACAGUAAAGAACAUAAACAUUUUACAUUGUCUCGGUAUGCUACUAGUAUUUUUUUCCGAUGCAGUAUUAUGACAGUACGGUCAUUAAGGUCAUUACAUUGACAAAUCAUGUUGUUUUUAAGUUACCAGUAUCCAAUAGUUUCUCGACAAUAUUAAUCUUAACUCAUAAAUCUUUUCUUAGUACAUCUGCAGGGAUACAUCAUUGGGCAUUAUCAGAUAUUUCUGUGUUAAUUGCCUGCUUUUUAAAAUGACUAAUACCGUGUUACUAAUUUGAUUACAGAGAGUUGAGAUAUUUAAAUGCUAAUUCUUAAAAACCUGGUGCAGGAUGCAGAGGUGCAACAUUGUUUGAAGUCACGUUGGUGCCAGACACCAUCUUCUUUACUGCCAAUAUGUCUAUGUAGCUUUCUAACCUUUUUCAUGCCAUGCAUUCUUCUUCCUUCUCAAAACCUGGCACCUACACUACCCACAAUAUAACUGGACCGCAGACAAUUUGGAUUUGUGUUAUGCAGUACUAUUUCCCAAAAUCUGUAAAGAGACCUUUUAUGUGUAAAAUUUGCAUAAUUUCCCCAUUCCUCAAAGUGUACAAGUGAAAACAGUUGUGUCUCUGCAUCUUGCAAUCAAAGGUUUAUUUUUGAAAACACAUUUUUUUUAAAGAUGAUCAGCUGCUACCAACAGUUUGUCACAUUGUAUUUAUUGGUGUACCUCGCUUUUUUCAAAAUAAAGAUGCAGUUUUGUCAGAUAUCAGAUGAUUUAUUUAGCUGGGAUAAAAAAAAAUUGAAAGAAAAAACAAAAUCUUAGAAACAGUUUAAUAAUAUGACUUUAAUGGACAAAUGAAGGUGCUAGUUUGGUUUUCUUGAAUACAACUAUCAAAGACAAUCACACAACACGGAACACCCUUUGCACUAUUUUCUUGUCAUUUAAAAAGAAUGUGGUACAGAAAAUAUCAAACUAAGAUGAUGUAUGGAGAAAGUCCCUCAUUGCUUGUUUUAAAGUGUGUGGGUUUAUCCCAGAAAGAGAA